Messenger RNA from Helianthus annuus (common sunflower), 2357 nucleotides. Its product is annotated as AMSH-like ubiquitin thioesterase 1. Gene Ontology annotation, cellular component: endosome; membrane. Gene Ontology annotation, biological process: protein K48-linked deubiquitination; protein K63-linked deubiquitination. NCBI's taxonomy places the organism in Eukaryota, Viridiplantae, Streptophyta, Magnoliopsida, Asterales, Asteraceae. The record is from RefSeq and is a predicted model, not a curated record. Bases 570 to 2120 code for a protein of 516 amino acids. Gene Ontology annotation, molecular function: protein binding; K63-linked deubiquitinase activity; metal-dependent deubiquitinase activity. The transcript has 14 exons.
ACCAACGACAGCUUUCCGAUGUAAACCAUCAAAAGCUCUAGUCACCUCAGAAACGUCCACCACUUUCUCCGUCCUGCUUAUGUAAAUGGUUACCGGGUAUCUUUUAAAGCGUUUUUUCUUUUUACAAAAUUGAAAUGAUAAUAUGCGAAGUUGAUGGGUGAUAUCCUAUCCUAGUUAUAAUAUAAAAGGCACUGACACAAUUAAUUUGGUGGGAGAGAUGUGAAUGGGUCUUUGAUGAGAUAUUUUGACUUUAGUUUUGGUAAACCCAUUGCGCUAAUGGUGUGAGGACUUUAAUCCCAAACGGAGAUACAAUACAGAGACUCUUCUUCAUCGUUCGUUCUAACUGUGUACAAGCCCUAAAAGUAUUGCUGUCAAUUCAAUUUCAUCAUCAUCAUCUUGGAGUUUGCGAUUCGUGUCUCAGGAAUAUUAUAAUAAUAAACUAUUUCUUGUUUAGUUCUCAGAUCAGACAGUUGGUUCGUUCGUGUGUGAAUCCAGACACCAACACUUUUCUUCUACAGAUCCGAUGCAAUUAGGUUUCAAUCGGAGAAAAUCCAAACCCUAAGAAUAAGAUGAGGUCAACUAUCAAUGUCGCUGCCAACACACAGAAGAUAAAUGUUGAUAAUCGAAUAUCUCUGCGUUACUACUUCCGGAUCGCCGAUAACAUUCUGCGACAGGCUGCUAUCUUUCGAGAAGAGAAGAAUAUUAUCGAUCUGUAUAUUAUGCUCCUACGCUUUUCAAGUUUGGCUACAGAAACAAUACCAUAUCAUCGGGAUUACAGUGCAUCUCUUCAGAGAGAUAAGAUCUAUCUCAAAAAGAAAUCAUUGAGUGCCAUAACUGAGCUGGAAGAAUUAAAGCCUGCUGUACUUCAAAAGAUCAAUGACCUAUCCAGAAAACAUGCAUAUCAAUCAAAUGGGUGGACUCCUCAAAAUAAACUAUUGGAGCCAUCAAAACCACCACCAGAGCGAUAUCCUCUUCAUCAGCAAACAUCGACUCAAAGUUAUGCUGGUACCAUCAAUAAGGCACCUACACCACAAGUUAAGGUUCAUGGGCAUGUGUAUCGAGAUUCUCGCAAUUUGGUGUACUCGGCUCCUUAUCCGUUGGAUGAGCAAACUAGGCAAUUAUCUGUAAAUAUUCCUCGUGCAAAGGAAGAAACUCUCUCCAGACAUUCUAUUUUGGGCCCAAAUGGACUUUAUGGACAAUGGCAACCCCCUACCAUCAAUGUUGCGGUUUAUUAUCCAAAGAACGUUGAUUUGACACCUGUGGAAUUUCAGAGUGAGAAAAAGUUGAUUUCUUUGGAGGAUGGUGUUCCAAUUGAAAGAAAUAGUAGCAACUUGGAACAUGAAAAUUCAAGUUUAGAAACAGUUGUUUCAGCAAACAAUAACAAGAAGCCACAAGCUGAUGAACCCGAUCUCUUGAUUUCUUUUGAAGAAAAAAUAGAGACCCCUCCUGUUCCGUUGGAUAUUAUAAGACAGCCUUCCCCACCUCCUGUUCUAGCUCAAGUCCAUGAUUUGGUUUCCCCAUCACUCGAUACCGGGCUCACGAAUGGAUCUGAAAAACCCAGUGAUGGCGUGUGCUCUGAAUCUCCCCUUGAGUUACACAUUUCCUCAAAAGUGAUGGACCACUUCAUGAAGAUGGCAAAACCAAAUACAAAUAAAGAUUUAGAGACAUGCGGUAUUCUUGCUGGGUCACUUAAAAAUCGAAAAUUUUAUGUUACUGCACUUAUCAUUCCAAAGCAAGAAGGAACAGCAAACUCGUGUCAAGCUACCAACGAGGAGGAAAUAUUUGAAGUCCAGGACAAACGAUCUCUAUUCCCUCUUGGAUGGAUACAUACACAUCCUACGCAAUCGUGUUUCAUGUCAUCUAUUGAUGUUCACACACACUACGCAUAUCAGAUUAUGUUGCCAGAGGCCAUUGCAAUCGUCAUGGCUCCAAGAGACAGUUCAAGAAAUCAUGGCAUUUUUCGUUUGACUACACCGGGCGGUAUGGGUGUCAUAAGAAACUGUCCUCACCGGGGUUUCCAUGCACAUGAUGCACCAUCCGAUGGCAGUCCAAUUUAUAAACAAUGUACGGAUGUUUAUAUCAACCCCAAGUUGAAAUUUGACGUCAUUGAUUUGCGCUGAUGGCAGAUACGUCGUGAUAAGUCCAUUCUGAUGCAAAUACUGAAAAAUGCAAAAAAAAACAAUUUCAUUGACAGAUUGAACAAUUAAAAGGAAAUCGACUAUGAAGACAUCUCUAUUCUUGCAUUAAACCUUUAUACUGUAAUUAUGGCUUGAAACACUGUGAUUGUUUAUUGAUUUUAAAAUCGGUAUGUUUAUAUGUUUGACCCAAAGGGGUAAUGUUCAGGUCUUGCUUCUUCA